GCAGUCGUUGUUUGUUAUUUAAGCUGAACGGUUUAGUGUUCGGUUCUUGUGCGUCGGCUUUUUCAGAACAUUACGAAUCGGGCAAUUCCUCUGGCAGUGCAUUCAUUGUGUGUGUAUAUGUGUGUUGACGAAAGUGCUUCAACCGUUAUUAACUGUUUAAUUAAAAGCUCUUCUGCUCAUUGUGCCAAACAAUUGCAAGAAAUAUCUCUGCUCUUCUCUAUUCGCAAUUCAGUGGCCACCCGCGCAGCUGACGCGACACACGACAAAGAAACAGACACAUAACCAAUUAGCAAUUAAAGAGGAGCAGCAAAAAUGGGUAAAGCUCAGAGCAAGCGUUCAAUUGAUAUCACCACCGAUCCGAAAAAGGUUGGCGAGGGCGACGAAGUCGCUGGCAAAGUCGAGAAAAUUGAAGAUGUCGAUCAGACGUCGGCGCCGCCCGCAUUAAAUGGCGAUGCGGCAACGACAAAGGAAAAGAGUCCCGGCGGCAGCGAGGAAGCAGCGGGCGCCGGAGAGAAAAAGGAGACCGAAGAGAACUCUGAAAACGACAAAGAUUUAACCACCGAGAAAAAAACUGCAGAUGCUGAUGUCGCCGCCGGUGAUGCGUCUGCUGAAUCUGCUAAAGAUGAGGCAGUCGCUGCCUCGGGCUCGCUCAAGGAGGGCAGCGGUGCCGAGGAAAUCUCACCUCUGGCCGAUGAGAGCAUCAAGUCCAAGUCCAAGAAGGAUAAGGUGAAAAAGAAAUGGUCAUUCCGAAGCAUAUCGUUUGGCAAAAAGGACAAACAGAAGCCAGCCAAGACAGAGGAGCCAGCCUCGCCAACUGCAGCAGCGGCCGCCAGCGCCGAGUCAGCGCCAACGAAUGGCGAAACGGAGCGGCCAGCAGAAGCCGAAGGAGCAGCAGGAGCACCAGCAGAAGCAGCUGCCGCAGACAAACAAGAGCAAAGCGCGGACGCAGCAGCUGCAGAUGCGGCGACCAAGGUUGAAUCGAAACCCACCGAAAAUGGUGCAGCCAGCAGCGAACAGGAAAAGCAACCACAGGAGCCACAGGCGAACGGAGCUGACAAGACAUCCGCGCCAGCAGUUAGCGAGGAGGCGGUCAAGUCGGAAACUACACCAACCAUCAACACCACCGAGUCGAAGGUUGAGGCGGUCGAGCAGAUCGCUGUGCCGGAGCCCGUCAGUAGCAACGAUACCACCGAAGCUGUUACCAACGGUCAUGGCGCAGUCGAGCCCGUAUUGACCAAUGGCGACAAGAACGGUUUGGCUGAAUCCCCAACCGAGCCGGAGGCAGCAGCAGCAGCAGCAGUAACAGGCAACAGUGUGGGUGAGGAGCCGGCACAUCAUCAGAACGGCACAAAUGGAGUUGGCGAGAACAAUGAGACUGCCACGCCACCGCCAACACCUGUCGCCGAAUCCGAGACCGAGGCCGAGCUAAUUAAGAACAAGUCGCAAAUCGAGGUAAAACAACAACAACUAGACACCACAGCAAACAACCAGAACACUGUAAAUACGAGUAUCACAACAACAACAACAAGAACCACAGCCACUGAGAACACCACAAUCACAAUCACUGAGACAGAGACCAUUGCCGCCGCAGAGUUAGUUCAGACCCAAUCAACCAACACCCAAAAUAACACAAUACCUAACAUCACCACCACCAACACCAAGACCACCACCGACAAUUCCGUUUAUCUUCCCACCUCCCAAGCGCAGGACGAAGUGCAAGCCGACGCCGACGCCGACGCCGAUGUUGAUGCCGAUGCCGAGGAAGAACAAGUGGUUGCCGCUAUAAUAGCCGCUGUUAGUGAGCCUUCCGAUCCCGAGGGUUUUGUUUUUAUUGCACCAGCCGCUGAAACCGAGCCCCAGGCUGAGCUCGUACUCGAAACGGCUGUGGUUUGUGUUUCCCCUGUGCCCAAACUAGAACUUGAAUCCGACGCACCAAUAUGCGUCCCAGAGCCCAAUCCCGCUGAUGCUGAUGUCUUAGUUUCUGUUGCUGCUAACGCCGCGGCCCAUGUGGUUCCCGUUGAGUUAAGUCAGCCGCCACCACUGCCCAAGUCUCCGCCGCCUUCACGUGUUUCGGCAUUUGCAUUGACCACAGACGAUGAAACGCACAACAACGACGAUGACGACAGCUUUGUGAACAACGAGGAGGUAAUGCAGAAGGACAGCGAUGCACCACCAGCCACAGUGGAGGAUGGUCCACUUUUGGCCGAUAUUGAGCAACAGGCGCAUGCAUUUGUCGAGGAAAUAACCGAGCAGGCGGCCGAUAUCGUAACGGAACAGGACAAGCAGGACGAAGUUCUAGAGAACAUCAGUGAGGAGCAAAUGAGUUCUGCCGCUAAGAUUGUUACCGAUGUUGAUGACGACGAUAACGAUGUCAUUGAGGAAAAGGCGGAGGAGCAACUGAAAAAACCAGAGCAGUUUAGCAAGGAUGAUGAACAGCUGGUGGAACAGCCAGAGAUAAUUUGCGAUGAGAAAGCGAACGAUGAUGUGGCUGAGGACAUCAUCGAGGCAGGGGAUAUUGCUGAACAGCCGGAUGUUAUUAGCGAGAAAAUCAGCGCUGUUGCAGAUGAGUUCAGCUUGCGGGGGAACGAUAGCAAGGUGACAAUUGAAAGUGUGCCGGAGCUGGAGGAUGUGCAAAGAGGUAGCGAUGACGAUACCGAUAACGAUAACGAUAAAAUGAUCAGCAGCGAUAACAGCAGCAGCAGCAUAACAAAGCUGGAUGCAUUCGUGGACAUAAAAGAUGCUGCUCAUCUUGAGGAUAUCGCCAAGGAUCUAAAGGAGAAGAACGCCGCGGCAGAUGUUACAACACAGGACCUGCCCGUGACAUGCGAAUAAUACUAAUAAUUAUUAUAUAUAUUACAUAUUAUUAAAAAAAAAACCAACAAAAAAUAAAAAAAGAAAAAAAACAAGAAAAAAAAAUGAUAAAAGCAAAUAAGAAAACAACGCAACGUAAAACCAACAAUUAAAUGAUUAACAAGAGAGCAAAAAAAAGCAAAAUACAUUUUUAACAUUUACAUAUUUUAAUCAUUUUUGUACGAAUUUCAUAUCCCUAAUCCAAGAUUACAUCAGCAUAUAUUCAAGAGCACGAAAAUACAGAAUAUAUGAAACACACCUAACACACCACACAUCGAUCGCCACCAACGCCAACUUCACCACCAACACCAACUUCAACUUCAACUCCACCUCCAGCCACGCCCAUCGCCCACCAAUAGUCGAGUGUUGGUGCAACUGAAUUUUUGAUGCUGGCAUUUUUGCAAUAACGCAAAUCAGUCUCGUUCACACGUAAAUUCGUAUAAUAAUCCAUCAACACGCAUUUAUAAGAAAUCACACACACACACAUAUACACUCACACACACACACACACGCAUACAUACCAUUGUCAUAUUGAUGAUCAUGAUAUAAAACAAAAAUCAUCCAUGAAAUGAUGAAAUUAAGAAUUUUUUGAAUAAUUUCUACUAUACAUUUAACUGUAAGUUCUAAGAAAUUUGUAAAGAAUUUUUGGACGAAAUAUUGGAUAAAUAUAUAUUAUAAAAUAUAAAACGCAAGUGUGCUCCACUAAAAACUGAA
Messenger RNA from Drosophila virilis, 3564 nucleotides. It is a transcript of the gene Akap200, whose product is annotated as A kinase anchor protein 200. NCBI's taxonomy places the organism in Eukaryota, Metazoa, Arthropoda, Insecta, Diptera, Drosophilidae. The record is from RefSeq and is a predicted model, not a curated record.